Didymosphaeria variabile is the source of this 723-nucleotide messenger RNA. RefSeq names its product Protein-lysine N-methyltransferase efm5. The coding region runs from base 1 to 723 and encodes 240 amino acids. NCBI's taxonomy places the organism in Eukaryota, Fungi, Ascomycota, Dothideomycetes, Pleosporales, Didymosphaeriaceae. Gene Ontology annotation, molecular function: protein-lysine N-methyltransferase activity. The record is from RefSeq and is a predicted model, not a curated record. The transcript is spliced from 4 exons.
AUGGCAUCCUUAGAUGGAGAUGAUGGCCCAAUACAGCUUUCGGCUGGGGCGUUGGACGCGCUGAAAGAAUUUUAUGGCGAGCGCGACGCACGGCAGAAGCAAUUCGAGGACUUGAAGACGCAGGCUGAAGAUGACUUCGAAGGAAAAUUGAGCAUGGAUGCCUUCACUGAAGACUGGAAUGCUAGCCAGUUCUGGUAUAGCGACGAGACAGCGACCACACUCGCCCGGCACCUCCUUGACGGCGCCACCAAUGAAUCGAGGAUAGCAGUCGUAUCAGCACCUAGUACAUUCAUACAGCUAAAGAAUAUACUUGCGUCUGGAGAAUGCACCACGAAACCCCACCUGACCCUCCUCGAAUAUGACACCCGCUUCAACGUCUUCAAAGAGUUCGUCCCCUACGACUUCGAGCAGCCACUCAAGCUCCCCGUAGAGCUCAAAGCCAGCUUCGACCGCAUCAUCGUAGAUCCGCCUUUCUUGAGCCAGGAUUGUCAGACGAAAGCUGCCCUGACUGUGCGCUGGCUAGCAAGGUCUUGGGACGAGGGGUCGCUGCGAUUGAUCGCCUGCACGGGCGAGCGCAUGGAGGCUUUGAUUCAGAAAUUGUACUCCAAAGUCGGCACGCGCACCACGACGUUUGAGGUCAAGCAUUCGAAGGGGCUGAGCAAUGAGUUCAGGUGCUAUGCAAACUUCGAAUGCACGGACUGGAAGUGGGUGGAGCAGAGUUAG